Molecule: messenger RNA, 495 nt
Organism: Neospora caninum
Lineage: Eukaryota; Apicomplexa; Conoidasida; Eucoccidiorida; Sarcocystidae
Exons: 5
Coding region: 1-495 (164 amino acids)
Source: RefSeq, a predicted model, not a curated record
AUGCCUCUGCCUGAACCUCCAGAGCAGAUGCCUCUGCCCGAACCUCCAGAAAGUAUUGCUCAGCGGCUCCGGCGCAUCCAACAGAAAGCACGAGAGCUCAAGAAAGAGAACAAAACGCUACACGAGAGGUUGAAUAGCAGAGGAUCGGCGCUUGAACAGGAAACGAAGAACAGCCACGAUAGUGUUGAUGCUUUCGCGGGGAUGCAGAGAGAAAUUCUGGCAGAGUAUGAGCAACUAUUGAGGGAACAACAAGCCGAAAUUCGAGCGCUACAAGAACAGUUGUCGAAAAUGGAUAGCAACGUUUCGUCCAAUCAAGGGAACUCUACCCCUGCUGUCGAUGACAGUUCGUAUUGCUCACAGCCAAGUUUACUUUGUAGAUGGCUGGCCUGUGUUUAUGGGUCUGGAAAUGAUGACGCCCGAAGUGAACUAAAGAACACCCACGGUGUGCUCCGCACCACUGUGUUACCAGCUGAAACCACGCCUCCAGGAUUGUGA